UUUUCUCGUAAUAUUCAUGUCAUGGUUUCACAUCUUAUAAAAGACUUCGUAUGAUAAAUUUCCAUUACUUUUUGAGUUAGAGAAACGUGGGUCUGUGCGACGGCGACGUUUGUCAGAAUUCAGCAUUUGGAAAACCAUUGACUUCCACAACCUGGUUUUACGAAGCGCAUCAUGGGCGAACAUGAUACGAAUGGAUUUUUCAGUGGGUUCAACCCUUUACAGAACAUCACAUCAAUGUCAGACCUUGAAUUGCAAAGAUUCCAAGAGGAAUGUAGAGGUCCCCCGCCAUCAGCAAAAGAAAUUGUAUCAAGUAUGGGGUCAACGCACCUAGUUGUUCAUCUAGUAUUGAUCGUGAUGGCCUUCACCACACUCGCUAUAUUUAUUGAAGAAAUAUUUUAUUUGAGGAGCAAAAUCAGAAAAAAUUAUAGAAGACGAAGAAUGUCGGUUUUACAGGCAGGAAUUCCACCAAUAUUCACAUUGACAGCGGUCGUCGGCACAUUUUUUCCGCGUGGGAAUUUAAUGAUAGAUUUUGUUUGUUCUAUAUAUUUUGGUUUUGCAAUGCACGCUCUUCUAAACCUAAUGGUGAACUAUUAUGGAGGAAUCACAGCUAUGCUUAAAAGACUCCGUGAUGUUAGAGUUAAAAUAAGUACCCCUCCUGUAUGCUGCUGUUGUAGAUGCUUGCCAGAGGUACCCAUGACAAGAAAAACGUUCAAAUAUUUGUAUUGCCUGACAUUUCAAGCCGCAGCCUCAAGACCAGUCGUUUUAUUCUUUCGAGGAGUCUUUGUACUCGACCCAACAUUUUCAAUAAACGAGUUAAUAUUCACGGUUGUUCUUGCAAUAUCCAUGUUGACUGGCAUGUGGGCAUUGAUCAUAUUAAGAGGUGUAUCAAGUACAGUGUUGAGCCAUUUCAAUAUCACCGCAAAAUUCUUUUGUUUUCAAGCUGUGCUUCUUAUUUCCAACAUUCAGCCAUUUGUAUUGAAGUUAGCUUCACUACCAUGUGUUCUUCCAUACACAACAAGAGGGAGAAUCAUCACUGUUAACUAUCAAAUUAUUAUUGUUGAAUUCUUUCUUCUGUCAUUGGUGAUGAGAUGUUUGUAUCGAACUAAAGGAGAUGCUGAUAACCUUGAAGAAGUCGAAAAAAGGAAAGAAAGAAAAAUUCAAAAUUCUGCCACAAAAACAACGCUUGUGAGUGACGCGUCUGCAAUUGAGAUGGAAAAGUUGAUGCCAGAUUCUAAGACAAACGGAAAUGGUGUUCACAUUGUCGAAAACGUGUAGACAAUAGCUUACUAUGUGUAUACUCUAAAACGAGAAAUUCAACUUUCACUAAAUUGCAUGCUAAAUUGCACUAUACGGUUAACGUUCUUCCGGAUCAGACCGAUUGUUCAAAGCCGAACCAAAUUUCCAUAUUUUAUGCGUGUGGAAAUUUAUGUUCGUUUAUAAUAUUCUUCUUCUCUUUUUAAUUAUUCUACCAUCAUUGCCAAUAGCAACAACGUGUAUAUAAUGUAAAAACCUGGCAACACGUAUUUAUAGAGAUUUUUUUAUUUGUGUUGUGAAUUCCAAUUCUUCCACAAGUGUUAUCAAAUUGUGCAGUAGGGACCUAAUGUUUAAUUAAAAAAUGAUUUUUUUGCUAUUUCUAUUCUGUUAUAAUUAUUUUUGUCGUUUUAUUUAAUUAACUCAAUUUAUUUUUUAAUUAAGCGCAAUUAUGUAAUCGCAAUUGUAGUGCAUUUAUUCACGAAACAGGUCAUAAUACCAUAUAUAUGUUUUUCCGUUAUUUGGGUUAGAUUUGACUCUCACAAUCGCAAGAUAAUUCUUUAAAGAUAUAGGAAAUGAUAUACCAUGACAAGUUAUGUCCAAAUUUUUUCAGUUUUUAUUGAUUUUGUAAUAUGUUAAACAGUAUUAUAUUAUAAUUUUUAAUUGUUUCAGUUAAUUCGCGGUUUAUAAGGCAUGCAAAUCACAGAAUUCGAUUGCGUUCAUGUUAUUUCAAAAUUGAAAACUCCAAAAACUUAAAUGAAACUGAAUCAACAAAUUGUUACUUUAAAUUAAUAAAAUGAGAAGUAAAAAUUGAUCUAAUCCAUGCGCACUCCACGCCGAAACUAAAUAAAAAUCGUCAAAUGUUAAACUAAAUAUUAAUAAUUUCAAAAAAUUUGAUGAUAAUAUAAAUUUUUGAUAGCCACAAAUCCUAUUAAUGAAGUAAUAAUGAAAAUUAUUAAUCCAAUUUGGAAUGAAAUGACUAAGAUAGUAAAUAGUUCUACAAUCUAAAACACUCCAUUUGCACAAACUACGGAAUAUUUAUAUGUAUUUUGCAAAUUUUGUGCUCCUAUAAAUUUUCAUCAUUUUGUUCCUAAUCCAUUGUGAGCUUCUGCUAUACGGAGUGUUGUAAAGCCAACAUUUCAAUCUUUUAUUCUUUAUUAUUUCUCGUCCGACAUUUCAUUGCCAUUAAUUAGCUGUACUGCGUGUCUUAUUACAAAAUUCUAUAUGAAUUAACCUGUGGGUAUAUCAUAAUGUCAUAUGCAUUCAAACGUCAAAAAUCGACAUCAAAGCAAAAGGCAUGCACGUCAUGGCAAUUUUGUAGCUUGUUGUAAUAUGGGUAAUUAUAUUUGAGUUUGUUGUUUAUGAAUUGAAUGUAUAUUUGAUUAUCACACAUGACAUUGACAAUAAUAAUACAUUUGCGGUCAUUGUGUUUUGUCUUCCAAGCAGUUGCCUGAUAGCACCGAGUUAUAGCAUAAAAGAUCUGCGGACAUGCAAUAUGAAAGUAAUGAAGCAAUAACGAAUAAAAAGGAGUACUUCAAUUAACAUAAUAUUGCAAAAGUUUUUGUGAAAUGUCAAGUCUCGUAUGACAAAAAUGAAAUAAUAAAAGUAAUAGUUUCUCAGCGGCUUCAACUGUACCUCUGGUAUAUACUAAAAAUUUGCAAACGAUUGCCCCAUCUCGAAGAAAAGCGAUUUUUUUUUCAUAAACACGAUAACGAUUUGAUAAACACUUCGUGACUAAAAAUGGGGAUGUUGUUGUGAAAUAUAUUACUUUCUAAAAUCGAUGUACGAUAUUGACUGAUGGCCUGUCGGUUUUAUUCCACGAAAAAUUAAAAUGUGAAUACGUUAAUUUUCGGACCGCCGAAGAAAGCAACUUGUAUAAUUUAUAGAAGAUUCUCCAUUAGCUUAUCUGCCGUUGUUUUUAGAUAAAUUAAGAUUAGAAAAAAUGGUACAAGAAGCACUGGGAUUUGACUCUAAGUAUACGAUUGAGAAGUAUGACCCGAGCGCCUGCAUCCAUUUUUGAUGAGAUGGGAUUUAUCUCAUUACUGUCUCUUUAUACAAGAUAAAUCAUGUUGUUGAAUUUGUGGCCAUUAUGGAAUUUGAAAAUAUACCAAAUGGUUCAUUUAAUCCCGUACUACACUGACUGACGUCGGAACGUCCAAAUCAGCCUUCAUGAUAAAUGACCGCUGGGCCAAUUCGAACACAGUUUGUUCUGUAUCGACAAUUCGUUAUAGUGACGAUGACUGAAAUGAGAUGAAAAAACAAAUUCUCGAAA
Molecule: messenger RNA, 3523 nt
Organism: Styela clava
Lineage: Eukaryota; Metazoa; Chordata; Ascidiacea; Stolidobranchia; Styelidae
Product: organic solute transporter subunit alpha-like
Source: RefSeq, a predicted model, not a curated record